Messenger RNA from Lithohypha guttulata, 1278 nucleotides. RefSeq lists its product as uncharacterized. Gene Ontology annotation, cellular component: Golgi apparatus; TRAPP complex. Gene Ontology annotation, molecular function: protein binding. The coding region runs from base 1 to 1278 and encodes 425 amino acids. The record is from RefSeq and is a predicted model, not a curated record. NCBI's taxonomy places the organism in Eukaryota, Fungi, Ascomycota, Eurotiomycetes, Chaetothyriales, Trichomeriaceae. The transcript has 2 exons.
AUGGUUUCCCCUGUCUCUACCAGGGCUUCGGCACCAAAUACGCCCCUUGAGAGAUUGCAAGAUGUCGAUCCACUGGAGCAAAGAAAGGACCUUCAAGGUCCUCUGCUGGGAGAAAGAGCAGAAGCGGACGGCGGUCCAGUCGCAGCCGACAUGAAACUGUCAUUCCUCCUGGAUUCUGCUAUCUAUCAUCCUUUGAGCCAGGUUGAUGUGCCACCACAAUUCCGCAAGCCCUUCAUGCCACCGCCGCAACCUGGAACAACGACAGCACAGGCACUCAACCAACUCAAUUUGUUGAUAGGCAACUGUGACUUCGUCGGUGCAGCACAUUAUGCGGCUGUCUGCUUAUCGUCAGGGGUUGUCAGCGCCACUGACCAUCCAGUCAUAUUUCGAUUGCUUUCAGCUAGAUUUUCGUGUCUCGAGCUCAUCGGCCAAGUGUUGCUCGCAGCACAAGAAGCAAAGGCCCUCGAGGACUUGUCCUCUGACUUCUAUUAUGUGAUACCAGAAGUGUCAGAAGCAGAAAUCGAAACACAUGAUGGUCGUCGUCCGCUGGCGAAGCACAUCAUGCCUUUUGAUCUUAGAGUCCAAGCUACAAGACUGCAAAGCGUCGGAUUCUCUGAUCUGAGAAGAGGCAUCACAGCGCUAUAUGAGCUUGGUCUAGAAAUACGCGAACACAUUGCGUCUCCUUACACUUCGGAUUCGGAGCGGAGAACAUGGAGUGAGAGGCUAGCUUCGUUGAACAUGCACGUUGUCAAUUCUCUGAUUGAGCUAGGCGAUAUUGAAUGUGCUCAGCGGACGUUAAGUCAUUCGAAACCAGCAGAUGCUGUGGCUCAGACAUAUUGGGCACAGCAGAUGGUACUAAUGCUUAUAAGGCUAGGGCAGCUGAAGAAGGCUGAAAGAUACAUUGAUGAAUUAGAGGCCGACGAGGAUAUCAAGCAACUACUCGUUUCUCUCGUGUCUAUUGCCGAUGGUCGCUUGGACGACGCUGCGAAGCGUCUCGAGAACAUUGCACAACAGAACCCAAAGUCCAGCAUGCAGGCACUUGCCAAGCAGAAUCUUUCGGUUGUAUAUCUCUAUCUGGGCCGCAUAGAUGCUGCCAGCAAAUUGCUCGACGAUCUCAUCAACGAUGGAUACUCGUCUGUGUCUGUUACCAUGAACCUAGCAACAAUCUUCGAUCUCAAAUCCGACAGAUCAAGAGACUUGAAGGUCUCACUAGUCAACACCAUAGCCUCUUCGGAUUCACGAAAGAGAGCCUUCACAAAUGCAGAUUUCAAACUUUGA